AUGGGAAUUUCCUUCGAAUUUCCGACGCCUCUCGACGUGGGUCACACCAUAGCUGUUAUUGGAGAAGUUGGGAAAACCAGGUUUGUUUUGAAAUUGGUAUCAGACUUCAAAGUUUUUGAUCCCGAUCUCCCACUACCUCCUUCGGCUUCCUCAUCAAUGUCAGAGUCUCCGGUGCAGGUACCUGUGAGCGAGACGACGCCCCUGGAGGUAAUAUUAGACACUAACGGCGAAUGGGAGGUUUGUGGUUCAACUCCAGAGACGAGCUCCAACGCCUCAGGCUUCAAUGCAGCCAGAAAUGGUUUUCGCACUGGGGAGCUCUUCACCUGUAAAAUUUGCGUCAAGAAGGACUAUUUUGAGGUCUACUUAAAUGGUCAGUGUCUCUCACUUUCGGAGCACAUGAUACCAGUUGGCUGGGUCCAGAGUGUAGUGAUAGAAGGCGACUGUCGGAUUGGGCGAAUGCUCUAUGGCGAUGCAGCUGCAGUGGAGAAGUCUACUCGUCGCUCUCUCAACUCCAUAUCUCCAGCAUCAGAAACCAGCAGAAUCCCCACUCCGCCUAACAUCGAAGAGGCUACUGUCAUCGAGUGUCUUGUGCGGACGCCCGAUAUCGAGGCUGAUCUUGAUUUGACUAAGCCUCUCCUCUCUCCCUCUGAAUCGUCCCCUGAACGCAAUAGUAACCAUACUGAUAUUGAGUGGGACCAGCAGCCUUCUGCAGCAUCUGAUUUCAUGCAUACUCCCAUCUCUUCCUCUCUCACAAAUCUUCACCGUGCUGCCUCUUAUCAACUCGUUUUCGAUGUUUCUGACAAUGAAGAUGAGGAUACCAUUGAAGAACCUACUCUGAAUCGUGCUUCCAGUUGUUUUAGCCUCACCACUCCGAAUCCCGAUAUUAUUCACCGACCAUCGUUCCUUAUCUCACCGAAACCUGUCCCACAGAGACACAGGUAUCUUCAUCAACUGCUUCCUCUUCGAAAUGAGUUUGGUAGGUUGAAGCCACCGCGGUUACUGUCAGUAUCCAACUCGGUGGAGACCAGUAGGCCACCAGCCAAGCCCCUGAUCGCUCGAACCGGCUUUGCUAUCAAGGUGAGCCACCCUGCCAUUCAAGUGGACGCUAAGUCUACGCUCCCUCACCCACUUUCAAUGUCUACGUCAUCCUCCUCCAUCAGUCGACCCACGCGUGAUUUUCUUACUGUCAAUGAUCAGCGACCGUCCAGGCUCCCCUCGGGUAUUCCCGUUCACGUGAAAAAAGUCUCAAGCAGUAGUGAGCUACGACGCAGAAGCAUACCCUUGUCAAUUCGGUGA
Hydatigera taeniaeformis is the source of this 1296-nucleotide messenger RNA. Lineage: Eukaryota; Metazoa; Platyhelminthes; Cestoda; Cyclophyllidea; Taeniidae. The record is from the annotation of a GenBank genome assembly.